Molecule: messenger RNA, 832 nt
Organism: Kogia breviceps (pygmy sperm whale)
Lineage: Eukaryota; Metazoa; Chordata; Mammalia; Artiodactyla; Physeteridae
Gene: SPATA46
Product: spermatogenesis associated 46
Biological process (GO): fertilization
Cellular component (GO): nuclear membrane
Source: RefSeq, a predicted model, not a curated record
UUCAGCAGUCAGAAUAUGGAGAACUCCUCACACUUCAGCAUUUCUGGACCUCAAAUCCCUUCCUCUGCUUGGACUACUUUUCCUGAUAUCACGUCCUCACAUGCCACCAGCUUGCCAGGCAUUGCAAAGACAGUGUUCCCCACUGAGGCGUCCAGCCCAGCUCAGGUCCUGCUACCCCAGUACCAAAGCAGUGCUCUCCGGCAUGGGGUGCUCUACACAGUGCUCUCUGCAGGCUGCAUCUUGGAGGACCACCCAGACAGUGAGCAGCUGAGGAGGAAUUGCACCAUCUACCGGCCCUGGUUCUCUCCUUACAGCUACUUUGUAUUCAAGGACAAAGAGAACCACCUGGACACCUACAGCUUCCCAGAACUGCGGCUGAAUGAGGGCAGGGGGGACAACUGCCUCCCAGAGGACACGGCUGAGAGCAUCUGCUCAUCCUCUUCCUCCUCAGAGAACCCCUACCCCCAAGAGGCCACCAAGAAAUCCAGGCCCGGCCUGGAUUCCAUAGACUACAUCACAACCCAGGACAUCCUAAGGGCCUCCAAGUGGCACCUGGCCCAGCAGAACGGCUACAAGUGUGCGGCCUGCUGCCGUAUGUACCCGACGCUGCACUCCCUCAAGAGCCACAUCAAGGAGGGCUUCAAGGAGGGCUUCAGCUGCAAGGUGUACUAUCGCAAGCUCAAAACCCUCUGGGGCAAGGGGCAGAAGUCCUGGCCGGGAGACAGGCUUUCCUCAGGCAGCUGCCAGGCCUUCAAGUAGGUCUGCUGGGUGGCGGCAGCUGUCUUGUUAGUGGACAACGCUUCAGGUAAACAGGGGAUGAUGCCUAUUUAUG